UGGGACAUCCUGGAAGCUCUCCUGUUCCCAAUCCUUGCCAUACUAUGGGGUCUUCAGUGGCCUCUCCCCGACGAGGGAUUCAUCAUCAUCUUCCUGGUAUUGCUUCUCUGGGAGAGCCAGUGGGGCCACCUGGAAUUGAUGAUGAAGAAAGAAAAAAACAAUGAUGUGUCUCCUUGCUGACCUACCUCAGAUCGCCUAGAAUAGAACAAGAGCCAUGGGCCAAGACCCCCUUCUCAUGAUGAGAAGAUCGAGGGCAAAGAAGGGACAAGCACAGCAAGGAAGGGUUGGGAGCCGGGAGAAGGGAACGAAACGUGAUCCCAAUUCCCAGCUGGAGGAUACACCGGAUGAAGUGUGGAAGAUGUUGGAGAUUUGCGACCAAAAUCUAAAAGAUAUUCUGCAUCUCCUAAAAAGGUGUGACAUGGACACAGUCUCUGAGGAAUCGGAUUGCACCAUCUGCUGGUGCCUCAAUCAAAAAGCCCAGGGUGUGUUAAUGGAGGACAGCAAUUCCUGCUCCACACAGUCACCGCUCCUUGCUGGCAAGAAGAUAGUGACUCUCCCCAGUCCAUCUUUACAUGGAGGCCUGGAAUCAGGAACUCACCUUCCCUGGAAGACCGGCUCAAACCUCACCUCAAACAAAGGGGUCCGUGAUACAGGGGCCCUACCUCUGCAAAAGAACAAAGGGCCUCAACUACCUCAGCUGGAGGAGAAGUUUCAACAGCUGCAGGAGCCAGGCUUCCCACUCUCGGGUCCAGCGGAGUCAGCGGACCCACCAGAGAAAGUCCUCCGGGUCGUGGAGCCGACACCGUCUGAGAGUUGGAUCGAUCUUGAGGCUUCGCCUUCCAAGAUCUUUCACCCCUAUUGGGCCCCUCCCCUCAUCCCCAAUAGCCACGGCGUCCCGGGGCCCCUGCACAGAGGAGCACUCGGGUCAAACCACUGCCACAUGCCCAGUUCUCUAGAAGAGAGGAGGGAGAGAGUUGGUGCCAACAUUCCCGGAUGGGGAUUACCCGAGAGCCCUAGUCUUGAGGGCCAGAAGAAGUUCGAGCCCAAGACGGGAGAGCGGGUGGCCCUCAAACCCGAUGCAGAGGCCCGUUCUCUUGGCAAAGAGAGCUCUGGGCAUUCUGUGGUGCUUCCACCCACUGGGAACUCGGGCCACAGGCUGUCGGUCGACACGGACCACGUCCCCAGGGUCUUCGGACCCGACGUCGGCCACACCCCGAGGCUCCUGGAUGGGCGAGAGAAGGCCCCGGAGGAACGGGUGGCCCAACGGCCCCCACCACACAGGAACGGGGUGAUCAUCUCCCUGGUGUACAGUGGGAGGGACACCGGGGCCACCUGCCAACAGGCUCUUCCUCCAAAACUGGGCCCCCAACCUCUCUCCAUCACCAGACAUCCGGCCCCUGCCUUGCCAAAGUCCUUGCCUCCACGUGCUUUUGAAGCAAGACCCCAGAAGGUGUGGAGGGUCAUUAAGGAGCAUGACCUGGAAGGCCCAGUCAUCCCCGGAGUUGAGCUGGAGCUCCAGACCACGGGAGCCCCGGGAAAAACUCACCAAUCUAGGUUGGCCUGUCGGAGGAGUCCCUGAAGGCCCUGGAAUCGGCCUUAAUGCUGAAGCACACGACUUUCCUCUCCGGUCUCCCUUUAAUAUGUCACCUGAGUACACCCGGCCUAGCAUCUCCAACGGGGCCGACCCAGCCUACUGAGAGAACGGAGGGCCGGCCGGCCCUGAUCAUUGCCACUGAUCGGGCUCAGGGGUAGAUGCCUGGAGAGCCUACCCCAACGGCAAAUGAUCCUGAGAAAUCACUGGCCGGCCACCAUUCCCAGGAAUCCCAGGACCGGGGCAGACCUGGAAGAAAAAGCACUGGGGCCCCGGGCCCAGAGAGUGAGGGGCCAGAUGGAUCGGAUUUCCACCCUGUUAAUUCAUUGCUACCUCUUCACAGGCCUGAAGGCCCUGCCGCGAACCCUACAGCAGUCCAGAGAGAGCAGAUGGACACCAGCCAAGGCCAGAGCAGGCCGCUCGUACCUACCAUGGCAGCAAAGGCCCCGGCCCCUACCGAGUCCCAUGGCCUUAGAGCUUCGAAUCCGGGCCCAACAUGGACCAGCAAAGGCAUACAGAUGACACCGAAGGCUGUGCCCAGGAGGUUACAGAUGUGGAUCAGGUCCAUUGCCAAACAUCGGGCAUUGGAAUUAGGCUCCAGGGGUCUGCUGAGAGAUGCCUGCGGGAGAGGGAAGAAGCAGAACUCUGCCUGGCUGGGGAACACUAAACCGUUUUUCCCCGAGGGUCUCUCACGCCUGUGUGUGGGCUUCUCCACCCUGCUGAGCCGCGGCCCUCACCCCUCUCCACUUCAGAAUCGUCCUAAGGACAUCUUCCCGGGCCCUGGGCCGAAUAGGCCCAAGGCCCCCUAAAGUGCAGAACCCUGACCUGCAGAUGGAUCAGAGCACUGUUUGUGCUCGGGGGAAUCAGUCAAUUCCUUCCGUAGUACAGCAUCUGAUGUCAUUCAGCAUCUCAGUCUAUUAAA
Messenger RNA from Tachyglossus aculeatus (Australian echidna), 2513 nucleotides. RefSeq lists its product as uncharacterized. The transcript is spliced from 5 exons. Bases 215 to 1579 code for a protein of 454 amino acids. The record is from RefSeq and is a predicted model, not a curated record. NCBI's taxonomy places the organism in Eukaryota, Metazoa, Chordata, Mammalia, Monotremata, Tachyglossidae.